AUGUGUUACGGUUGUAACCAUCCUGUAAGACCAAAACCAACCAGCCGCCCAAGUGAUGUAGUGCCCCCUGUGCCUUUUGACAUUGUUUUGUGCCAUAAAGAACUGAGGAUGUACAAGACAAAAGAAGGCGCCUUAACCUUUUCAGCACAGCUACAGAAUGUUUAUUAUCACUUGAAAAAGUCUUGUGUUCUUGCAAAAACCCAACCUUCUCAAAGGAACAACUGUCUGUUAAGCUCAGUGGCCUGCAGUGGAAACAUGCGGAGCAGUUACAGAAGGAGUUUGGUUUCACUGAAGUCUCUCUUGUAG
Molecule: messenger RNA, 306 nt
Organism: Porites evermanni
Lineage: Eukaryota; Metazoa; Cnidaria; Anthozoa; Scleractinia; Poritidae
Source: the annotation of a GenBank genome assembly